Messenger RNA from Rotaria sp. Silwood1, 339 nucleotides. Lineage: Eukaryota; Metazoa; Rotifera; Eurotatoria; Philodinida; Philodinidae. The record is from the annotation of a GenBank genome assembly.
AUGGACAAGCUUAUGAAACAACUGCCAACUAUGCCAGCGGCGAAUCUUCUCCCGGUAGCUGGUAAUCAAGUUAGUGAUUUUUAUUUGGCAUGUCGAAAUGGUGAUAUCAAUGCUGUCAAACGAAUGCUAUGUGAUAAAAAGCGCGUGAAUAUCAACCGUAUGGAACCCAAUGGAAGUACUGCUCUUCAUGCAGCUUCCUACUUUGGUCUAAAACGAGGAAAUCCAACUUGUAUUAUGACUAUUGUUUUUCGUCGUACUGGAACUGUCAUCGGUUGUAUUCCAGUUCUUCUUCCAUAUCGAAUUGUUUUAAUUCGUUCGUAUGUUUACUGGUCUCGUUAG